CUAGCGCUGCUGCCGCGGAGACUGAGUUUGCAGGCUGGGAGGCAAGGUAAGACCUCGCAGUCCCGCAUUGAUUCGCUUAAUACGCCAGCAAAUCCAUCGCUGUCGCCUUCUAGCCCUAGACUCACGCCGGCCACAGCAUCACCUCUGCUCGCGGUCUCCGUGUGCAGUUGUGUGCAUCUGCGUGCCUCUAUUAAGCAGCGGGCACGGCCAUCGAUUCAUGCGCCGGCGCCUCGCACUGAUGGCUGCUCUCUCGACGCGCAGCGCCGGCGCGCUCGCGCCGCCGCCGGAGAUCACGCUGGACGCGGCGCGCAAAUGCGCCGCACCCAUGCCAGCGGACACGCCGCGCAUAAUCGUGGGCUCGAAGUCCGCGUCGCGCCGCGCGCUGCUCGAGGCCAUGGGCGGCGCGGGCUUCGAGACGCGCGUCGCGGACGUCGACGAGGACGCGAUCGGCGACCGCGCCGGCGACCCCGGGACCCUCGUGCGCGCGAUCGCCGGAGCCAAGUGCGACGCGCUGCUCGAGCGGCACUUCGCGACCGAGGGCGACGACGACGCCGUGCUCGUCUGCGGCGACCAGGUCGUGACGUUCGAGGGGCGGGUGCGCGAGAAGCCGGCGGAUUUGGAUGAGGCGCGGCGCUUCGCCCGGAGCUAUUCAGGUAGUAGCUGCAGCACCGUGGGGUGCGUCAUCACGCACGACAUCCUCCACGGCACGCGCCGCGUCGACGUGCACGAGGCGACGGUGGCCUUCGGCGAGUUCCCCCCGACGCUCGUCGACGACAUCCUGGCGUCGGACGACGGUCCCGUGGUGUUGCAGUGCGCCGGCGGGCUCAUGGUCGAGCACCCGCUCCUGCAGCCCCACGUGCGCGGCUGCGUGGAAACCGAACCAGUGAGUUAGGUUCAAAUCUCCACACCAUUGAGCAGACGCACUCACGGGGACGCGUCAAUGGCGUAGAAUCUCCACACCAUUGAGCAGAUGCAGUCACAAGGACAAAGUCGCGUCGAUGGCGUGGGGCGCCCGAAAUUUGAUUUCCACACAGGUGCGCGGCGUGGAGGGCGGCGUCGACAGCAUCAUGGGGCUUUCGACGACGACGCUGGCGGCGCAGCUGCGCGACGUCGUCGAGGCGCGGCGCGCGUUUGCUGAACGCUAUCCGCUGGUCUACCCCCGACUCGGGCCCGUGCUGGGGCGGCCGGCCGUGGCGCGCGGUAGGUGGGCCGUCGUCGGCGACGUCUUCAACGCCGCCAAGCCCGCGAGUCGCGUCCUCGCGAGGGUCUCGGCUGAGGCGGCGUCCUGCGCGGGCGUUUCGCCGUACGUCAAGGACGGCCUCACGACGGUCGCCGACGUGCGCGGCGCCCUCGACGCCGUCGACCUGUGCGUGUCGCCCCGCAUCGGGGCGCGCGAGGUGGACGUGCUGGCCGACCGGGGCGUCCGCUUCAUCUUCGCGCAGCCGGGCGCGGACGGGGAGGCCGUGCUCGCGGCGUGCCGGCGCCGCGGCGUCGUCGUCCAGCGGGGGUGCGUGCUGGUGGACGAGUGGCCGCCGAGGAGCUAAUGGUGGACGAUUAUUAUUAUUUUUUUUUU
This is a messenger RNA of Pelagomonas calceolata, 1573 nucleotides long. The record is from the annotation of a GenBank genome assembly. NCBI's taxonomy places the organism in Eukaryota, Pelagophyceae, Pelagomonadales, Pelagomonadaceae.